AUGAAGAUUAUUUGAAAGUUAAAAUUAUUAAUUUUUUAUUGGUUUAAAACGAAUUAUUAAUUUAUUAUAUAAAUAAAAGUCAAAAUUUAUAUUUAUAAAAACAUACAAUGAAAAAAUGGCUGAUAUUUUAACACCAUUUGUAUAUUGGGCUCAAACAGAACAUCAAAUUACAUUAAAGGUAGAAUUGACUGAUACUUGGCGUGUUAAAGUUUCUAUGAAUGAAAACAAAUUAAAGGUUACUGUUUAUGGGCAAGGUGCUAGAGGUCUUAAUAAAUAUGGAUUUAGCUUGGAUUUACAUUCAUCUAUUAAUGUUGAGGAAAGUAAUUAUAAAGUAACAGCUCGUCAAGUUGACUUUAUAUUGGGAAAAAAAUGUCCUGCUUGGUGGCCAAGAUUAACCAGUCAACCACAAAAACCAUCAUGGUUAAAAAUUGAUUUUGAUAAAUGGACAAGCGAAGAUUUAGAUGAUAAUGAAGAAGAAAAGAGAGAUGUAUGUAAUGAUUAUCCUGACAUGUAUGAUAAACUUCAUAAAGAAGAGUUUGGUUAUAGAAAAGAAGAUUUCAAAAAAGUAUAUCUAAUUAUUUAUAAUCUUUGUCAAUUUGUUGGUUUUAUAUAUAUCCUUACUGUAAUAGGAAUUAUGUAUUCACGAGAUGGGCCAGCUUCUAUGAAAGAAACAUAUAUAGCUGUUGGAAAUGCAAUGAAAUUCAUACAACUUAUACAAUUCUUAGAAGUUAUGCAUGCAUUAUUUGAUUAUACUAAAAGUAGUACACUUGUAACAUUUAUACAAGUUGGAGGCAGAGCAUUUAUUUUAUUUACUAUGAUUGAAGCUGAACCACGUAUGCAAACAAAACCAGUUAUUUUUUAUCUUUUUCUUAUUUGGAGUACAGUGGAAAUAGUGAGAUAUCCUUAUUACAUCACACAGUUACUUAAAAUAGAAAUUUCAUUUUUAAAAUGGUUAAGAUAUACAAUAUGGAUGCCUUUAUAUCCAUUAGGUUUUCUUUGUGAAGGAAUUAUAAUAUUAAGAAAUAUUCCCUAUUUUGAAGAGACACAAAAAUUUACUAUCUCUUUACCAAAUUCCUGGAAUUUUGCAUUUCAUUUCCCAUCAUUUUUAAAGAUAUAUUUACUGAUAUUUUGUUUACCUUUUAUGUAUAUGCUAAUGUCUCGUAUGAAUCAAAUACGUUAUAAAAAGCUAGGCAAAUCUAAGUUGAAAAAAAAAUACUUAUGAUGUAAUAAAUAAUAUCAAAACUAAAACUAUUAGGAAAUUCAAUUAAUAAUUUAAUUAUUAAUGAUACAA
Messenger RNA from Apis laboriosa (Himalayan honeybee), 1291 nucleotides. It is a transcript of the gene Hacd2, whose product is annotated as very-long-chain (3R)-3-hydroxyacyl-CoA dehydratase. Gene Ontology annotation, molecular function: 3-hydroxyacyl-CoA dehydratase activity. Gene Ontology annotation, cellular component: endoplasmic reticulum membrane. The record is from RefSeq and is a predicted model, not a curated record. Gene Ontology annotation, biological process: very long-chain fatty acid biosynthetic process; sphingolipid biosynthetic process; fatty acid elongation. NCBI's taxonomy places the organism in Eukaryota, Metazoa, Arthropoda, Insecta, Hymenoptera, Apidae. The coding region runs from base 116 to 1222 and encodes 368 amino acids. The transcript is spliced from 5 exons.